AUGAAAUGUAAGGAACGCUCUCUGGGCUCGGACCUAGUUGGCGAUGAUACGGCUAAACGCACCAAGAAGGUCGGCGUCGUCGGUAAACACGAAACCAGCUACUGUGCCUCCCUCUGGAAAAUGGUGAAGAAAAUUGAAAUCAGCCAGCAUGCCAAGUACACUUGCUCCUUCUGUGGCAAAACUAAGAUGAAGAGACGGGCUGUGAGGAUCUGGCACCGUGGUUCCUGCGUGAAAACGGUAGCCGGUGGUACCUGGACCUACACCACCACUUCAGCUGUCACAGUAAAAUCUGCCAUCAGAAGACUGAAGGAAUUCAAAGACCAGGAGAAGCUCCAUAGACAUUUGGAAUAUCACUAG
Tupaia belangeri chinensis (Chinese tree shrew) is the source of this 357-nucleotide messenger RNA. Its product is annotated as putative 60S ribosomal protein L37a. Gene Ontology annotation, biological process: translation. The record is from RefSeq and is a predicted model, not a curated record. The coding region runs from base 1 to 357 and encodes 118 amino acids. Gene Ontology annotation, cellular component: cytosolic large ribosomal subunit; ribosome. Gene Ontology annotation, molecular function: structural constituent of ribosome; large ribosomal subunit rRNA binding. The transcript has a single exon. Lineage: Eukaryota; Metazoa; Chordata; Mammalia; Scandentia; Tupaiidae.